AUGGCGCCCAGAAUCCAGCUUCCGGAUCUCACUUCAGCAGACGACUCUUCCGACAACGAAUCCCCUCCUUCAACUCCACCGCGCAUCGCUUCGCCGCCGCCCGCCCGCACUGCACCUCCACCGCCACAACUACCACCAGUCAACGACACACAUCCACCAGGCAGCCCGCUUCCCGACACUGAGACCGGGUCUCCGCCAAGAAGCGCAACGCCAAACAGCGACGAUGAGACCGAAGCAGACGAAGGCGACUACACACUGGCUUUCUGGGAAUUCGAGUACCUUGUCUCACGCCGCAAAGACCUGGAGCCAGGUUGGGACAUCUGGAUGAGAUUAUACGAUCGGUUCUGGGCAGACGAUCCGUCCAAAUGGGCAUAUCGCAAUGAGCUCAAGCUUGUCAUCAAUUUUCAGCGCGAGGUGACGAUAGAUAUCCCGCAGACAGGGGCAGAGUCGAAGUGGUUCCAGCGAGUACGAGAGAGAUGCGGCAUUUGCCUCGAGCGCAUUGGAUAUCCCUGGGCGGCGAAGUGCGGCCAUGUUGCCUGCGGAACGUGCAUGCUGAAAUGGUUUGUUGAGAAUGGUACUUGUCCGUUUUGUCGCGAAGAGCUUUGGCUGAACGAGUUCACCAAGCUGUGGUUCACGUCAUUUUGUAAGCAACUCAUACGCUGGGGUCAGUUCUUCGAUGAGGAGACGAAGUCGGUUGCCGAGAAGAAUCAGCUGUUCAUCGGGGUUGGAGGAGUCCGGAAGAAGCGUCGGCUGGCUCACACAGUCUUCUUACAGCACAAUGGCACUGGAAUCAACGCAAUAGCAUCAAGCGUGGACUUCGUAGAAGAAGCAAGAGAUAUGUGCACAUUGAUCAAGGCAUUUGUCAAUCUUUCACCGAUCGCGCCAGCCUUCGACUCGUUCUCGAUCCAUCAAGCACUCAGCUACCGCCACCAACGCUCAAAACCCAAAGACACCAGUACAUCCCAAGCCAGGCAACAUUCACACGAGAUUCUCCUCACACCUCGAUACGGGCUCCUGUACAAGUUCUUCCUCGCCGCAAAGGAAAUGACUUUUGACGAAACCGCCGCAUGA
Molecule: messenger RNA, 1071 nt
Organism: Zymoseptoria tritici IPO323
Lineage: Eukaryota; Fungi; Ascomycota; Dothideomycetes; Mycosphaerellales; Mycosphaerellaceae
Exons: 2
Coding region: 1-1071 (356 amino acids)
Source: RefSeq, a predicted model, not a curated record